Messenger RNA from Fusarium coffeatum, 1806 nucleotides. RefSeq lists its product as uncharacterized. Lineage: Eukaryota; Fungi; Ascomycota; Sordariomycetes; Hypocreales; Nectriaceae. Bases 1 to 1806 code for a protein of 601 amino acids. The transcript has a single exon. The record is from RefSeq and is a predicted model, not a curated record.
AUGUCGACUCCAACCCCAGGAGGGUUCUCGUUGUUCCCGAGUCCUAACUCAUCCAAACCGCCGCCUGCUUCGCGAAAUCAGACCCCUCGACCUCGUCGCUCUGAGUCUCGUGAGCGUAGAGCAGGUACACCAAGCGAACGACGGGCCGCUACACCACAGCAGAACAUGGUUCCCGAAACAUCUCAGUCACCUGAACCUACUUCGCCACCAAGGAAUAAUGGACGACAGACACCACAGAACAGAUCGCAUACACCGAUUGAAUUCGAUCCUAUUCAGCCACAGCAGCAACCUGAACCUAAGCCUGUGAAAGUCCAACGACCGAGACCGACAGUUCAGAUUCCUGGGCGCGCAGAUACUGGAAAUAUUCAAGGACCGACACUUAUUCGCAGCAGCAGUGAUCGUUCACGGAGUUCCAUAGCAAAGCCUCCCCUGGGUGGUGAAGCUCCAGCGCAGCCGCUACGCUCUAUCUUCCCAGCUUAUAACCCGGAACUACCACUGAACCAACAAAACUAUGUUCCCCAAGAGACUCGACCUGCUGAGAUCCCACGAGCUGUGAUUAGUCGUCAGACAUACCACGAAACACCAGCUGGAGCCGCGAGAAACCCACCGGUUCGAAGCCCGGUGAUUAGCCCUAUGAGCAUCCAAUCUACACAGCCGCCCUCAUGGCCGCAUCGUGGCAUGCAGCAACAACAGGAGCCACCGCUUAUUCCAACUGUUAGUUCGAAUGAGUUGCUCAAAAACUAUUGGAAGGUUGCGAAUGGAUGGCAAGCCUCGUCGUCUGAGGGGAGGGUGUACUGCAUGAAGUUGACACAAGAGAAAGACGCCCCCGUUUACAGUCUAUCAUCUGCAACUCAGCCCUUUUACAACCUCCGCUUAGAUCCAACUUCGGCGUCGGCUUAUGUGACUCUCACAAGACAUGAUCCCAACAAGCCCUAUAAAGCACCCAAGCCUGAAGCAAGUUCUUCAGCAAGCAGCAUUAUUAGCGGCGUUGUCGGCCACAAUAGCAACAGCUCGGGCAACAAAAUCACAGACACAAAGCAUUGGCAAGAAGCUCUUACUACGACUCUGGAAGAAGAGUCGAGGAGGCAUCCUCCCAAUGAUGGUCUUGUUGCACUUCUAAUGCCUACACCUGCAACCAAGAUGGCUGUUGAGAGAUCGCAAGAUCCCGCAUCUGUCAUGUUGGCCGAGAGGGAAUGCGCACGUCUUGUGUGGGAUGAGGAUAGUUCACAUCACUUCCUCGUCCAUCCCGCUCUUGCAACCCCCUUCUGCGUCACCAUCGAGCGUUCACCCUCAUGGUCUCGCGUAGAGUACACCCUCGAGCAUAACGAAUCACCUCAACAUCUCGCCAAGCUCACCCGCGAUGGCACUGGUAGCGGUUGGCUAGAAAUCGACACAGGCAUCGCCUCAAAGAUCGAGUCCUACUUCAUCGUCGACGUAGCCGUAACAGCGCUUCUCCUCGUCGCCCAAGCCGACGAGAAGAACAACCCCAUCAUGGAAGCCUUCGAGCCCCCGCCACCUCUGAUCCUGACCGCCAAGCAAGAAAGGCGUUUCAGCAAGAUGGGCAAGCGUGAGGAAAAGAAGAAGCGCAAGAUGGAAGCGUUCGAGAUCGAUGUCGAAAGCCAAGACGAGAGUCUCGGCAAGGGCAAGCCAAAAGAAAAGGAAGACAAGCUCCCCUUCUUGCUCCGCGUGAUCGUCAAGAUCGUAAAGGGUCUGUUCGCGUGCUUGAUCUGGAUAUUAACGAUAAGCUUCCGAUGCGUCGGGUUCGCAUUCAAGGGAUGUUAUAAGUGCAUUGGGUCAAAGUAUUAA